Messenger RNA from Canariomyces notabilis, 1804 nucleotides. RefSeq names its product Xanthine/uracil permease. The transcript has 4 exons. Gene Ontology annotation, biological process: transmembrane transport; xanthine transport. Gene Ontology annotation, molecular function: xanthine transmembrane transporter activity. The record is from RefSeq and is a predicted model, not a curated record. The coding region runs from base 14 to 1804 and encodes 596 amino acids. Lineage: Eukaryota; Fungi; Ascomycota; Sordariomycetes; Sordariales; Chaetomiaceae. Gene Ontology annotation, cellular component: plasma membrane; fungal-type vacuole.
CGCUACCGGCACUAUGGACGAAGACCAGGGGCCGUCGCAAAUUGUUCCCGGGCCGGCUCCGAAGCGGACCUUGGGUGACCGGCUCGGCGCCAUCCGCCGGACCUUGUUCACCAAGGAGGGCCUCAUCGGCAACUACGACUAUGCCUUCCUGUUCCGCCCAAACCUGCCCUUCAUGAAGAAGGCCGACACACCACCGCCCUUCUUCGGCCUGAACGACCGGAUGCCCGUGGUGUUGGCCCUGAUCCUCGGCUUCCAGCAUGCCCUGGCCAUGUUGGCGGGCGUCAUCACCCCGCCGCUCAUCAUGUCCGGCGCCGGCGGUGUCAACUUCGGCCCGGAAAUGACGCAGUACCUCGUGUCGACGGCGCUCAUCGUGUCCGGUAUCCUGUCAGCCGUGCAGAUAACCCGGAUCCACAUCAGGAAGACGCCUUACUACAUCGGCACCGGCCUGCUGUCGGUGGUUGGCAUCUCCUUUUCCAUCAUCCCCGUUGCCACGGGCGCCUUUAGCCAAAUGUACGCCAACGGCUUCUGCCCGACGGCCGACGACGGCACGCCGCUGCCGUGCCCGGACGCCUACGGGGCCAUUCUGGGCACCGCCGCCGUGUGCUCGCUGCUCGAGAUCCUCAUGUCCUUCAUGCCGCCCCGGGUGAUUCUGCGCAUCUUCCCUCCCAUCGUGACGGGGCCUACCGUGAUGCUGAUUGGCAUCAACCUCAUCCGCUCGGGCUUCCAGAACUGGGCCGGUGGCACCGGUCUCUGCUCCGGGACCAAUCCGCCCGAGUUCUAUGCCCUCUGCCCCAACAUCAACGCUCCGCAUGCUCUGCCGUGGGGCUCGGCUGAGUACCUAGGCCUGGGCUUCUCCGUCUUCGUAACCAUCAUCCUCUGCGAGCGGUUCGGCUCGCCCAUCAUGAAGUCCACCAGCGUCGUCAUCGGGCUGCUAACCGGCUGCAUCAUUGCCGCGGCAUGCGGGUACUUUGACCGGUCGGGCAUCGACAACGCGCCCGCGGUAUCCUUUAUCUGGGUGCACACUUUCAAGCUGACCGUCUACGGGCCCCUUGUGCUCCCGCUCAUGGCCGUCUUCAUCAUAUGCGCGUGCGAGUCCAUCGGCGACAUCACGGCCACGUGCGACGUCUCGCGCCUCGAGGUCGACGGCCGCCUGUACGAGAGCCGCAUCCAGGGCGGCGUGCUGGCCGACGGCCUUAACGGCCUGCUCGCCGCCCUCGCCACCAUCACCCCCAUGACCACCUUCGCCCAGAACAACGGCGUCAUCGCCCUCACCCGCUGCGCGAACCGCUCUGCCGGGUACUGCUGCUGCCUCUUCCUAAUCCUCAUGGGCAUCUUCACCAAAUUCGCCGCCUCCCUCGUCGCCAUCCCGUCCCCCGUACUAGGCGGCAUGACGACCUUCCUCUUCACCUCCGUCGCCGUAUCAGGCAUGGCCAUCAUCGCACGGGGUUGCGUGCCCUUCACACGACGAGCACGUUUCAUCCUGACCGCCGGCUUAGCCCUCGGCUACGGCGCAACACUAGUCCCCACCUACUUUGACCACGUCUUCACCUACGGCGGGGAGAACCGCGCCCUGCAGGGCUUUCUCGACGCCAUCGCCCUUGUCAUGGAGACGGGCUUCGCCGUCACCGCUUUCGUCACGGCCGUGCUCAAUUUGACGCUGCCCGUCGAACUGGACGACGCCGUCGACGGUCGUGAUGAGACUCAGGCCGAGGAUGUUGCUCGGAGUGGUGCGAAGGAUAGUAGUGCUAGUGAGGACGGCUUCAAGGGUGACGACGGUCAAAUCAAGGGGGGAAAGAUGGCGUGA